Molecule: messenger RNA, 216 nt
Organism: Aspergillus brunneoviolaceus CBS 621.78
Lineage: Eukaryota; Fungi; Ascomycota; Eurotiomycetes; Eurotiales; Aspergillaceae
Exons: 2
Coding region: 1-216 (71 amino acids)
Source: RefSeq, a predicted model, not a curated record
AUGUCGGCUGCGGGAUUGCUUUGGUUAGGGUUUGCGCCUCUAGAAGUUACUUCUUACGUGAAGAAUGGCCCCAAUGACAUUGAGAUCACAGUUGCCACUACAUUGUGGAACAAGCUACGGAAGACGUGGCCUGCUAUCUAUGGGUCUCUAGAGGCACAAAAAGUCGGUCUGCUGGGUCCUGUUACUCUGACGUACUAUGCCCAGAAGCAAAUUUGA